AUGACAAUUAAACUUGAACUUGAAUUAAUUUGUCGCCCAACAGUAAACUUGGCGUCAUCAGGAACUGCCAUCCAGUCCAGCACCGAUGAGAAUGGAGAAGCUGCUCGGGCGAUUGACGGUAGCAAAAGCGCGGACGCGAAUGAGAGGUCUUGUACUCGCACAACAUCAUCCAUAAACCCCUGGUGGAUGCUCGAUUUGGGUAGCACCUACAUCGUGGCAACAGUUAGGAUCACCAACAGGCAAGACUGUUGUUCGGAACGACUCGUGGGAUCCGAGGUCCGCAUCAAGACGGUUCAAAAGAUCAAUCCAAGCUCCGACAAGCUCUGUGGAACUGUACGAACCACUUCUUCAUCGUUUAGCUUCAGCUGUCACUACUUUAUGGGCCGAUACCUGUUGAUCAGCAUCCUGGAUUUUAACAGAAUCCUCAGUCUGUGCGAGGUUGAGGUCUUUGGCUGGAAGGACAACAGGACGGCUUUGCAUAAAAUACUCGGAUUGCCGUAUAUGCCUCCGAUAUCCUCCGGUGGACAUGAUCAAGUAAACUUGGCUUUAAGAGGGACUGUGUCACAGUCGAGCUUUUACUCGGUGGCAGAUGCUCAACGAGCUAUUGACGGAAGCAACAGCUGGAACAGUAACAUGAAUUCCUGUACGGAAACCAAGCAAGGCCAAAACCCCUGGUGGAGGUUAGACUUACGAAAAACGUAUGCAAUUUCCACAGUGAGAAUCACCAACAGGAUGGACUGCUGCUCGAGCUCGAACCAAAACCUAGGAGCCGAAAUCCGCAUCGGGAACUCAUCCGAGAGUACCAGGAAUGCUGACAGGCUCUGUGGAAUUGUCAAAACAGUGUCACAAAGCUAUACGUUCAACUGUCCUGGAUUCACAGGUCAAUAUGUGAAUAUCAUGGUCCCGGGACCAAAUAAAAUCCUGGCUCUGUGUGAGGUUGAAGUUUUUGGCACAGAAACUCCACUGAACUGA
Messenger RNA from Hypanus sabinus (Atlantic stingray), 972 nucleotides. RefSeq lists its product as uncharacterized. The transcript is spliced from 5 exons. The record is from RefSeq and is a predicted model, not a curated record. NCBI's taxonomy places the organism in Eukaryota, Metazoa, Chordata, Chondrichthyes, Myliobatiformes, Dasyatidae. The coding region runs from base 1 to 972 and encodes 323 amino acids.